AAAUGGAGAUGGUCCUGUUACAGACCAGUUACAACAACCUGACUAAAGAAAGAGACCAGUUACAGACCAGUUACAACAACCUGACUAAAGAAAGAGACCAGUUACAGACCAGUUACAACAACCUGACUAAAGAAAGAGACCAGUUACAGACCAGUUACAACAACCUGGCUAAAGAAAGAAACCAGUUACAGACCAGUAACAUCAACCUGGCUAAAGAAAGAGACCAGUUACAGACCAGUAACAUCAACCUGGAUAAAGAAAGAAACCAGUUACAGACCAGUAACAUCAACCUGGCUAAAGAAAGAGACCAGCUCCAAAAAAGAGUUGGAGACACAACCAAAGAGAGAAAUGAUCUUCAGAGACAACUUCAAGAUACUGAGGCCAGUUGCAAAACCCGUGCUGAGAAAGACAUGAUGAACAUGUUGAAUAAUGGAUGGCAGUUUUUCCGAGAUGGAUUCUAUCACAUUUCUUCACAGAGGAAAACCUGGCAAGAAAGUAGAAAUGAUUGUCUUCAAAAAGGUGCAGACCUGAUGAUUAUCAACAACAUCGAAGAACAGACUUUUAUAAGACAGUUUAAGAAGGACAUGUGGAUUGGCCUGACCGACUCAGAGACGGAGGGGACAUGGAAAUGGGUGGAUGGGACUCCAAUGACCACAAGGUACUGGGGUUCUGGGGAGCCUAACGGUGGAAGCGGUGAAAACUGUGUGGAAAUAAAGUACUAUGAUAAAGAGAACAGCUGGAACGAUGGACCAUGUUCCAUUUCACACUUCUGGGUCUGUGAAAAGAAAUUCCCUCAAUAACCCUCCAUCCAAAACCAUCAGACAGUGCUGAAAACUCAAUAUGUUCACUGGUUUUUAUAGAGCGCCAAAUCAUAACAGAAGUUAUCUAAGGUCAUUUUUUAGAUUUGUCAGUUUAGUGUGGAUAUAAUGUGAAACUUGGUUAUAACUGUGCUGCUGGGAAAGUGGCCUGUUAACAUACAACUACUGCUUUGUUUGCAAAAAUCAUGAAAAGUAAUAUAUUAAACAUGCUGUCUGCUUUUCUUAUUAGUUGAUGUGAUACUCUGACUGAAUUUAAUCUAUAUCUAAUCUAUGAAUGUUUACUUUAAAGGCAGAUUUAAAAUAAUGCAAUGCAUCUAAUCAUACAGAAAUAA
This is a messenger RNA of Micropterus dolomieu (smallmouth bass), 1150 nucleotides long. Its product is annotated as CD209 antigen-like protein C. The record is from RefSeq and is a predicted model, not a curated record. The transcript has 5 exons. Lineage: Eukaryota; Metazoa; Chordata; Actinopteri; Centrarchiformes; Centrarchidae. Gene Ontology annotation, molecular function: signaling receptor activity. The coding region runs from base 3 to 800 and encodes 265 amino acids.